CAAUGGGUCCGGUACCAGGGAAUGACACAGACUGAGACGCGCUUGUCUCUUGUACCUUAUAGUGGGAUUCGUGUUGUUGUCUGAACGUGUUUUAUUAUUAAUAUUCCGUCCACAGCAUCUCUGAUUCACAGACUCGAUCAUGACUGUUGUGAGGACUCUUGACGUCAGAGGGGAGAAUCAUCGCUGAGGUCCAAUGGGGGGAAUAUCAAGCGAGGCAGAGCUAUCGUCCUACCAACAGAAUUAGCCAUGUUAACCGACGGGCACCUCGCUUUUCCACAGGACUUAACCCGCCAAAGAUGACGGUUUUACUCAACUACGUGAAACAAAGCGCAUUUUAGUUCUUCUUUUAUGUUGUUCUCCGUCUCUUUCUGGGUCCUCCAUCUCCCCUCUCAUCUCCAUCUCCUCUCGUAUGACAGGCACGGACUGCGCGCGAGCUCGGGGGAGAAAAAGGCAUUGCAGCUUCAUGGCACUGAGCUAUGAUUCACUCUCUUGCAGCAGCAAUGAGCAACCAACUUCAAAACACCUCUUCCCUCUCCACGGCGGGCACGUGGAAUCUCCUGGAUGUGCGGAACUCAUCACCGGUGCGGACGGCAGAGCUGAGGCCUCUUCCCGUUAGCCCGUGGGACAUUGCACUGUGUGUGACAGGCACGCUCAUCUCCUGCGAGAAUGCAAUCGUGAUUGCCAUCCUCUUCUACACGCCCACCUUGAGAGCCCCCAUGUUCAUUCUGAUAGGGAGCCUCGCGUUCGCGGACCUGCUCGCAGGACUUGGCCUCAUUCUCAACUUCGUUUUCAUCUAUAUGCUGAACAAAGAGUACGCGACUCUGAUCUCCGUCGGCUUGCUGAUCGCCGCCUUCUCCGCAUCAGUGCUCAACAUCCUGGCCAUCACAGUGGAUCGCUACUUGUCCCUGUACAACGCUCUGACCUACCACACAGAGCGCACGGUGACAUUCACCUAUGUCGUGGUGGUUCUCAUCUGGCUGGUGUGCAUCAUCCUGGGCCUAAUGCCAGUGCUCGGCUGGAACUGCCUCCGAGACGAGGCCAGCUGCAGUAUCUGCCGGCCGGUCACCAAGAACAAUGCUGUGGUGCUCGCUGUGACGUUCUUGCUGGUGUUUGCCCUCAUGAUGCAGCUUUACCUACAGAUCUGUAAGAUUGCCUUCCGCCACGCACAGCAAAUCGCUGUUCAGCACCAGUUCAUGGCCAUUUCCACCACAAAAGGUGUAUCCACGCUCUCCGUCAUCCUCUGCACCUUUGCCGCAUGUUGGAUGCCCUUUGCUAUGUAUUCGAUCGUGGCAGACUCCAGCUACCCAAUGAUCUACACGUAUGCAACAGUGCUGCCGGCGACAUGCAACUCGGUCAUAAACCCAAUCAUAUACGCUUACAGAAAUCCGGACAUCCAGAAAUCCCUGUGGCUAGCCUGCUGCGGAUGCGUGCCGUCCAACUUCUCCUUGCGGCCAAGGACAUCGAGCGAUGUAUAGGUCGGACUACCUAUGAGUUGUGUCUAUCUCAUAUAAUUGGUUUGUACCGUGUCAGUGUUAAUGAUAUGAUGUUUUCCCUUGAUGGGAUCCCAGUCAAACGUUGCGGGUUGUGCAGUAGCUGUUGAGAUCCAAGAUGUCAACCUGCAAAUGUAUAAUUUGCACAUGUCUUUAAUGCAUAGUACACCUCUAUGCACAAAAUAUAAAAUUGUAGACAUGAUCUGAAU
This is a messenger RNA of Rhinichthys klamathensis goyatoka, 1699 nucleotides long. RefSeq names its product G protein-coupled receptor 185 b (gene gpr185b). Gene Ontology annotation, biological process: G protein-coupled receptor signaling pathway. Bases 477 to 1475 code for a protein of 332 amino acids. The transcript is spliced from 2 exons. NCBI's taxonomy places the organism in Eukaryota, Metazoa, Chordata, Actinopteri, Cypriniformes, Leuciscidae. Gene Ontology annotation, cellular component: membrane. The record is from RefSeq and is a predicted model, not a curated record. Gene Ontology annotation, molecular function: G protein-coupled receptor activity.